This is a messenger RNA of Paramormyrops kingsleyae, 2924 nucleotides long. RefSeq names its product WAS protein family homolog 1 (gene wash1). Lineage: Eukaryota; Metazoa; Chordata; Actinopteri; Osteoglossiformes; Mormyridae. Gene Ontology annotation, biological process: endocytic recycling; retrograde transport, endosome to Golgi; Arp2/3 complex-mediated actin nucleation. Gene Ontology annotation, molecular function: alpha-tubulin binding; actin binding; gamma-tubulin binding. Gene Ontology annotation, cellular component: WASH complex; recycling endosome; early endosome. The record is from RefSeq and is a predicted model, not a curated record.
UACACGCACUGAGAUGACGGCCACGCGCCGUGACGUAGGCGGAAGUACUGCGAACGCGCUCGGACUGCGAGAGGAGCUGUUGUUAAUGUCGGGCUGUCUGGUAGGGAUUCGUUAAAUGGGCAGGAUGACCCAGAAGCAUUACCUGGAGGGCCAGGUGUACUCUGUGCCCCUCAUCCAGCCAGACCUGCGGCGUGAGGAGGCCAUUCACCAGAUCGCCGAUGCCUUGCAGUACCUGGAGAAAAUCUCAACUGACAUCUUCAGCAGGGUGUCCCAAAGCGUGGAGCAGAACCGCUGCCACCUACAGGCCGUCACAGAGCGCAUCAAGUUGGCCCAGGCUCGCGUGGACAAGAUCAAAGGCAGUAAGAAGGCAACCAAGGUGUUUUCCAGUGCCAAGUACCCGGCACCAGAGAAGCUGCAGGAAUAUUCCUCCAUCUUUGUGGAUGUCACCGACCCUGCGUCCCAGAAGCGCCCCCGCUACAAGGUCCAGAGCAAGCACCGCCCCCUGGACCAGAAGGCUUUGCAGGAGAAGUUAAUGUACCUCCCCGUGUGCGUCAACACCAAGAAGUCCCUGGAGGACGAUGCCGAGGAAGGGUUAGGGAGCCUGCCCAGGAACGUCAACUCUGUCAGCUCUCUGCUGCUCUUCAACACCACCGAGAACCUCUAUAAGAAGUACGUGUUCCUGGACCCUCUGGCGGGUGCGGUGACCAAGACGCACACCACCCUGGAGACGGAGAAGGAGGAGAAGCCCUUUGAUGCCCCCCUGUCCAUGACCAAGAGGGAGCAACUGGAGAAGCAAACAGCAGAGAGCUACUUCUAUGUGCCGGACCUGGGCCAGGUUCCCGAGAUCGACGUGCCCUCCUACCUGCCCGACUUGCCGGGCAUCGCCGACGACCUCAUGUACAGCGCUGACCUGGGCCCGGGAUUCGCACCCUCCGUGCCCGCCAGUGCCACCAUGCCGGAGCUGCCGUCCUUCAGCGGCAAGCCGGAGACGACAGACGGGCAGGGGUUGCAGUCAAGAGCUGAAGUGCCGCCCCCGCCCCCUCCUCCGCCCCCACCCCCGCCUCCCGAGAACCCGGUUAGCUCCCCCCCGCCUCCCGGCGCUCCACCUGCCCCUCCUCCGCCCCCGCCCCCUCCAACUGACACACCAAAUGCCACCGGUGAUGCAGACGUUGGGUCCCAGCCCACGGCAGUGCUGAAGGGGGCGCCCUCGGAGGUGGUGCAGCCCUCGGACGGUCGGGCCAGUCUGCUGGAGUCCAUCCGCAAGGCAGGCGGUAUUGGCAAGGCCAAGCUGCGCAACGUCAAGGAGCGGAAGAUGGAGAAGAAGAAGCAGAAAGAAAAGGAGCAAGUGGGAGCGACCACCAGCGGAGGAGACUUCAUGUCCGAUCUUUUCAACAAGCUGGCCAUGCGGAGGAAAGGUAUCUCCGGUAAAGGCCCCACCGGGGACGGGGCAGACGCUGCUGCCAGCUCGGGCAGCGCCUUCGCCCGCAUCUCGGACGUCAUCCCUCCUCUCCCAGCACCCCAGCAGCCGCCUGCCGAUGAUGAGGAUGACUGGGAGGCGUGACCGUGGAUGCCCCGCCUCCUGACGGACCGGCAUGGACAGCCAUCAACACUACGCGCUCUGACGAGGGUGCAGACUGUUGUCAUUGACAGACAAAUAUAGUGUCCAGGCAGAUUAAUAAUGAAAUGACCAAAAAACUCUUAAUGACUUUUACUGAACACUGUGUGUCUCCUUCAUUGUAAGCUGGGUCCAUGCUGUUUGAAUUGCAUCAUUUUAAGUGCUUGAGAAAAUGCUGAAAUGUUCUGAAGCUGACUAGUCGUCUUUGCACCCCUGCGACAGCGUGUCAGGAAGGAAUCUCUCCGUCAUGAGUAAGCAGCCUUUUACCCACUAACAUUUUACUGUGACACAUCUUUUCCACUCGACCAUAACAUUUUAUGUACAAACAGGGUAACAAAAUCGCUUUAUAGGCCUGUAAAACCAGAUCGUUUUUUUAGCAACGUUUGAGCAUUAAAGUUUACUUUGCCUGGUCCCAGUCUGAGGGCCAGGCUGUGUGGAACAGAGUGGCCAGUCAGAGUGAAUGGUGCCAACUGCAGAGUGAACAGCGCCACCCGGUGCACCACACCACUGUCGCACCCAAAGUGGAAAUAUUAGCUAGUCGUGGCCUCUUUGCAGGAUUAGCACAUGGUUAGAAAUGCGAAUUGGUCACGGAGGAAGGUUCUAGAGUGGCGGUAUGAUUCUGUCUAUUUGUGGCCUUGCUUCUUGCUUGCCCGUAGAGCAGUGGACUUAAUGAUUCUUGGCAGAAACACUUGAGGAAACAGCACUUCAGAGACACGACGAGCGAGCGUGAGCUCCCAGACGGACAGGUCACUUAUCUAUGAGCGCGGCACGCGGCGUGCCUGGCCAUGAUAGUCACUGCAGUUAUGUAGGACACACUGAUAAACGAUCGUCAAAGCACAGCUGAGCAUGUGGGAAAGUCAGAGGGGGGGGGGGGGGGAUUGUGCAGCCGUGGAGCGUUUGGGUGCAUGAGAGCGCACAUCCCGCCGCUGGGAACCCACACGCUGAAGGUCGCAGGCGCGGCAUCCCGCCAGAACACCCAACAGCAAGCUCUGCUCCCCCGGAAGUCACACGUCAGCAGAGUUGGGGGAAUCCACUGGAUCCAGUGGGAGUAACUUAUUCGGCGAGAGCUCAGAGGGAGCCUGAAUCCUGAAGCAGAAGUUGAAGGGAUGUGUAAAAAUAUGGCUCUGGUGGUGGCUGGGUGCACCAUGCACUGGAUUAACCCACCCAGUGACUGCCAAGCCAUAACUAAUGGAGCGCCUAUCGCAGCUCUCCAUCUUCCGCUCCUCAUAGGCAUUUCUGUCCAAGCUAAUCCUCACUAUCAUUUGCUGGACACUUACAGAUAAGGAGAAAUAAACCCAGAGUAAACAGA